AUGACGCAACCUACGAGCUCCGUUUCGCAGGUUGACGAAGAAGAGGCACAGAACUCGAGGAACUUGACCACGGAAGCACUCAAGAAAUUGGGUUCAAUGAGUUUAUACACCAACAACAGCAACAGCGUCGAAACGAACGGGUCAGAGGAUUUGGGACUGCGGCCCAUGGACAGUAAGUUCCAAAGGGCAGCAGAUGAAGGGCUUCAAUACUUCCACAGCAGUUACAAGAACUCUUCUUCCCCUCAUCACAGUCUUACAACAAGCGAUAGCUUGCCCGUCAGCAACAGCGUCAAAUACAUACGGGAGAAAAGGAUACAGAAGAAACAGGACUCCGUCCAGUCACUGGACCGGAUGAUGGACACAACAUUGGAAACGCCAGCUCUUGAAGUAGCAGACCCCCGAGGAAACUCUGUGAGACAAUUUCAGUACGAAGUCUCUGCCGGUUCUUUGUCAACGAGAGAAGAGGAACAGCCCGAUUCGUCGGAGACUGAAUCUUUUGUAAAUCCAUCCCCUCCGAGCCAAACUCCCUCCAUACGGCCCCUGAAACAAAUUAAUACCCAAAGAAAACCAAUGUAUACCCCAGCAGUUCUCAGAACAACCACUGAGUUUGCAUCUCUUCACGAUAACCUGCCGUACCAGAAUUCCCCAGAGCUUUCCCGCUACAGGGAUAUCAAUUUGAAACACAAAUUAAGACAGACCAAUAGAAUCGGUUUACACCCACAGUUCCAUAACUCCGCAACGGAGCAACCAUCUAAGAAGUCCUGGACUUCUCUCCCUACCAAGCUAAUGAGCAGGACUCCUUCUACUAGUUGUGCUUCGCUGGCUACAUCUGUCGAAGCCUCUGAUCAUAAUGCUCCCACCAAGAGACACUGGAAGCCUGACAACUCCAGAUUUAAUUGCUUCAGGUGUGGCAGGUUUUUCCACUUUUUGACUAACAGUAGACGGAAACACCAUUGUCGUUAUUGUGGCGAAAUUUUCUGCAGUGACUGUUUGUCUAACUUCAUCUAUCUUGAUUGUGACGCUGAGUUUGUACUUAUAGGAACUGACACAGACGAUAAACUAGCAGACGAUCAAUCAACCGUGGAACAAGAAAAGUUCCUUUCAAAAGUUUGCUAUGACUGCUUCAUGAAAUAUGAGGUGUUCUUACGUGAGAACAUCAGUUCCUUGCGACGUCAGAACAAUGACACCAUGGAUACACCUAAUACUUGGCAUAUGAAUGAUUUGGAGAGAAGACCAUCAAGGUACGCCAGUGGAUCUGAGACUGUCGUUGGCAGCGUCCCUGCCGAUUGGAAUUGGAGCUCCUUUUAA
This is a messenger RNA of Komagataella phaffii GS115, 1308 nucleotides long. Its product is annotated as Protein binding phosphatidylinositol 3-phosphate. The coding region runs from base 1 to 1308 and encodes 435 amino acids. Gene Ontology annotation, molecular function: metal ion binding. The record is from RefSeq and is a predicted model, not a curated record. Lineage: Eukaryota; Fungi; Ascomycota; Pichiomycetes; Pichiales; Pichiaceae. The transcript has a single exon.